This is a messenger RNA of Branchiostoma floridae (Florida lancelet), 1289 nucleotides long. Its product is annotated as lipid droplet-associated hydrolase-like. The coding region runs from base 154 to 1122 and encodes 322 amino acids. Gene Ontology annotation, cellular component: lipid droplet. The transcript is spliced from 5 exons. Gene Ontology annotation, molecular function: lipase activity. Gene Ontology annotation, biological process: lipid storage. NCBI's taxonomy places the organism in Eukaryota, Metazoa, Chordata, Leptocardii, Amphioxiformes, Branchiostomatidae. The record is from RefSeq and is a predicted model, not a curated record.
CCUCCAUUUUGACGUGUUGUCUACGUUACUAGCCUGUAGCGCAUAGCGUAGAGUAACUCACCAAUUCCUUUGCACCGAGCGCUACACAUACUCACAGAAGAUCACUGUAAAAUCGGUUAACCCGUGCUCUCUAACAGUCACACUGUGAAAAGGAUGCCCCAAACGUUGGUACCUAGAAUCCGGUCUGAGUUCCCCAGUGUGGAUGGCACACCGACCCACGUGCUGAAGUGUGGAGACUUUCCGCCGGACCAAGACAAGAAAAUCUUGUACCUUAUCAUUCCAGGAAACCCGGGAGUUGUUGGUUAUUACGACAAGUUUAUGAGAGAACUGUACAGGGCACACGGAGGGCGCAUUCCCGUCUGGGGCGUGGCACAUGCUGGUCACGUCAUCCUCCCAGAUCACGUCAGAAGUAAAAACUCAGAUGCAUCAAAAGGACCCUACGGUCUCCACGACCAAAUCACACACAAGAUCUCCUUCAUCAAGAACCACGUCCCACGUGACGCAAACCUCAUCCUGAUUGGUCACUCCAUCGGCUGCUACAUGAUGCUGGAGAUCCUCAAGCGCUGUCCUGAGGUCAACGUCCUGAAGGGCGUUCAACUCUUCCCCACCAUAGAACACUUGAAGGAGACCCCCAAUUGCAGUCGGAUGAUGUGGAUGAUGCCUUUACUCUCGUUCUUCCAAUGGCUGGCAGUGUUCCUGGCGUUCUUGGUGUCCUUUCUCCCCGAUGUCAUCAAGCGUUGGCUGCUGAAGUUAGUCUUUGUGGGUUAUAAACUUGACCAAGGGGCAGUGGAAGCUAGCCUGAACCUUUUUGAUCCGAACGUGAUAAACACCUGCCUUUUUCUGGGAUACCAGGAGUUUACCCAGGUGAGGGAACCAGACCUGCGCUGUAUCCGUCAGCACCUGGAAAAACUGAUCUUCUACUAUGGCGCCACUGACGGCUGGGCACCUGUCAGCUUCUAUCAGAGGAUGAAGAACACCUUCCCUCAGGGAGAUAUCCAUUUGUGUGAACGAGGGCUUCAGCACGCGUUCGUUCUGGAGGGGAGUGCAGAGAUGGCAGGGAUCGUGGCCGGGUGGAUAGAGCAAGCCACUGCUGCAGAGGGUGGGAGAGCAAUUGAUACCUGAUGAUGACAAGAACUACCCUAAACGAAAACUUGUGCUAUUUUUAAUGACACACGAUAUUGUUCUUUUAUUGAGUUUUCAUAGAUAAAUAACAGAAAAAGCGGGUGAAACAUGCGACGAAAACAGAAAUUCAAAUCUUGCGUAAUAUAAAUUUUAAGUUUUCCAACGAG